Molecule: messenger RNA, 2428 nt
Organism: Syngnathoides biaculeatus (alligator pipefish)
Lineage: Eukaryota; Metazoa; Chordata; Actinopteri; Syngnathiformes; Syngnathidae
Gene: cldn26
Product: claudin 26
Exons: 1
Coding region: 1772-2428 (218 amino acids)
Biological process (GO): cell adhesion; bicellular tight junction assembly
Cellular component (GO): bicellular tight junction; plasma membrane
Molecular function (GO): structural molecule activity
Source: RefSeq, a predicted model, not a curated record
AAGGCACUCACUGAUAUUAAGAUAUAAAUGAUAUUAAUAAUGAAUGUAGCGUAAUUUCCGGCCUACAGAGCACACCUGAUUGUAAGCCUCACCCAGUAUAUUUGUAAAGGAAAUACUAUUUGGUACACACAUAGGCCGCAUCUGUGUAAAAGUGCCCGCAUUAAAACACGAGAUAUUUACAAAGAAAAACGGUACAGAGAGUUUUCAAAGUUUUAAUGCCUUAGCUUAACAUAGCAACAACAGAAGCACGAACAGGGCUGGUAAUUUAAAAAAAAAAAAAAAAAAAAAAAAACAGCCGCGGCAGCUACACAGUAGCAGCAUGGUAGCACAACACUAACAGGGCCAGGUAAAAAAAAAAAAAAAACGUACCUAAAUUACUGCGAUGCGGCAGUAACACAGCAGCAACACGCUAGCACAGCGCUAACGCUAGUGCAGCGCUAACAGGGCCGUUUAAAAAAAAAAAACAACACUUCAAUCACUUCCUCGGUGCAUAUAUUCCACCGAAAGGUACUGUAAAUCCCUCGUAUGUGGGCAAAGAGAGCCAGUUUAUACUUUUCCUCUUCUUUUAUUUGCAUUUUUAGGUGGUUUAUGCCUAGACUUUUAAAACUUGCACAUGUCAAAACAUCACUCAUCAGGACUCACCCCUAAAAAAAAAAAUCACAUCCAUCACAAAAUAGGAUAGUAUGUAUAGUAAAUACUCUGUACAAAACCAGUUUAUCUCUGCACAUUUGUAUUAUUUUGAUGCAUUUUGCAUUGUUUUGGCGGGAAUGGAAUGGAUUCAUGGGAUUCCCAUUCAAAGAGUAAAGUGAAAGCUGUAUUUAUGUGAGUAAAUUGAAUGCCUGAUCACGAAAUGAAUUCAGCUCGUGCGUCACGAACCUCCGGUACAGGGGCGGACCCAAAUGCAGGACGUAGAGGCGGAGGCAUAAUGUUCAAUGUAGUUUAUUCCGGAAACUGGGUCAUACGCGGUGUAGCAGUCCGACAAGGCGAAGGUACAGAAACGCUAGGCUAGGCGGGAUCCGUAAGACAUGCGGCAAGGUCGGAUGGCUAUGGGGCAAAGCGACAAUUCAACAGGAGAGGAUCAAACAGAAUCGCUGUGACUAGCGUUACUCGAACUUACGCGGAGAGUCCCACAGGCAGUGAAUGCAACUCACUAACACAAAGCAACGAACGGGCAAAAACUGACAAAAACUCCAACUCAAACAGCUGUGGCCGGUGAUAGGUGUUAGAAGUGAGACCCCCCCCCAGAGCGGUGGCCUGGCCACGCCCCUCUUGGCAGCGGCCCAACCUUGCUCGUGACUUUGUGUAGUUAUUUUAUACUUGUUGGCGGUAAUCGAGUGGCAUCCAUUUUGACUUUUUUAAGGUACCAAUUGAGUUUCCGGUCGUAAAAGCCAAGUCCUGAGAGCACAUUUUGGAAUUUGAAGGUAACGCUGGAAAAACUGGAAGGAGCCCCCACACGGGCGCAGAAUGAGGCCUUUAUAGUGGCUGCCGCUCUUCUGCGCUCACGUUUCAUUGGCUCGAGGGUAGCGCGGCCCAGAUGCCAUCGGACCUCUAAGGUUUCAUUCAAAACAGAGUUCAUUGUCUUGACGUUGAACGCCGAAACAAAACAGUGCUUGUGUUGGAACGUCUAACACUCAUCACGAUUUUUUUUUUUUUUUUUUUUUUUUCAUAUGAAAGCCCCUCAACGGUGGGGCUGAAUCAGAAAGUUUGGCCGGGUUAUGAAUUUUUGGAGUGCCGAUGCGAGAGGCGCAUUGCAGCGAGCUUCCAGGCAGCGAUGGUUCUCCUCACCGCUAAGAUCAUGCAGAGGACGGCGGUCUUUGUGACCUUCGGGGGGCUGGUGACCUCCUUGAUCACCACCUUCCUCCCGCUGUGGAAGACGAUGAAUUCGGACUUGAACGAAGUGGAAAACUGGUAUUCGGGACUGUGGCACAUGUGCCUGUACACGGAGGAGGUCGGGGUGCAGUGUAAGGCCUACGACUCCUUGCUGGGACUCCCCGCGGACUUGCGGAUCUCCAGGGUGCUCAUGUUGGUGUCGGUGUGCACCGGCGCUCUGGCUUUGCUGGUCGCCCUGCCGGGACUGGACGGGGUCCGCGCGCGUUUGGACCGGUGCGGAACGAGAAGGAGGUUCCUGAUCCUGUGCGGGGUCCUCUGCUGGGUGUCGGGGAUCAGCACGCUGGCUCCGGUGUCCGUCGUGGCGUACGCCACCGUGGUGGAGUUCUGGGAUAAAGGUUUGCCCGACGUGGUGCCGCGCUGGGAGUACGGAGAGGCCAUGUUUUCAGGAUGGUUCGGGGGUUUGGCGUUGCUCACCGGGGGGACUUUGUUCUUCGUUGCCGUGUGCAUGGCCGACUAUGACCUGCGGACGGCAACCGUGGCCGACGUUCCGCGUGUGACGCGCGGGGCUCAGCAGUACCGCAAGACUGAGGUUUUGUAA